ACACCGGGCCCGGGGACAGUGAGAGCAGCUCAGCCAGGGCCCAGCGCUCCAGCCGCCCACCACCCGGAGCUACCCGGGAAACAACAACAACAGCUUUUAUGUGGCGAUCAUAAAAAUGAGGCUUAGGACGCGGAAGGGGUCUCCGCGCAGCAGUCACGGGCCUGCCGGGCGUACUGCACGUACUAAGAGGAAGCACUCUGAGGAGGAAGAGGAGGAGGAGAGCUCUCCUCUGGUAGAAAAGCUGUCUAAACCAGACACAGGUUUACUGUCUACCAUAAAAAAUUUCAUCAAAGGCAGCACAACUAAGGAAGAUCGGGAGAACCCCCCAAAGAGGAGCAGGGUGGAGCGUGACCUCGAUAACAACCUCAUCACCUCAACUCCACGUACUGCUGAAAAACCGAGCAAGCCCAUUGCACGUGUCCGACGGAAAAGUCAAGUCAAUGGAGAAGCCACAAGUUAUGAGGUGACUGCUCAACACAUGAAACAAAAUGGAAAGCUGGAGGAUGGAACUGGACCAACCAGCCCACCCAGGACCACACUGCUGGGAACCAUUUUCUCUCCUGUCUUCAACUUCUUUUCACCAGCAAAUAAAAAUGGCACAUCCGGAUCGGACUCUCCAGGACAAGCAGUGGAAGCUGAAGAGAUAGUGAAACAGCUGGAAAUGGAGCAAGUGGAUGAAAUCAGCACCAGCACCGCCACCUCCACAAAUGGAGCAUCCUACCCUAAUCAGGGGACACCUGUCCGAACAGUGGCCAAUAGCUGGCUCGAGGCCACGGAGGACACCCCAGAGAGAGACAUCCCAACUCUCACAGCCCCAGUGUCCCCAGACAGUGGAUAUUCCUCUGCUCAUGCUGAAGCAGCGUAUGAAGAAGACUGGGAGGUGUUUGACCCGUACUAUUUCAUCAAACAUGUUCCACCUCUGACUGAAGAGCAACUAAACCGAAAACCUGCUCUCCCUCUGAAAACAAGGAGUACACCUGAGUUCUCCCUUGUCCUGGACUUGGAUGAAACAUUGGUGCACUGCAGCCUCAAUGAGCUGGAAGAUGCUGCACUUACAUUUCCUGUGCUUUUCCAAGAUGUCAUUUACCAGGUUUAUGUGCGGUUACGACCUUUUUUCCGUGAGUUCUUAGAACGUAUGUCUCAGAUAUAUGAGAUAAUUCUAUUUACGGCAUCAAAAAAAGUAUAUGCAGACAAAUUACUGAAUAUACUGGAUCCCAAAAAACGGCUGGUCAGACACAGGCUGUUCCGGGAGCACUGUGUGUGUGUUCAAGGGAAUUAUAUUAAGGAUCUGAACAUCCUGGGGAGGGAUCUUUCUAAAACAAUCAUCAUUGAUAACUCACCACAAGCCUUUGCAUACCAACUUUCAAACGGGAUUCCCAUUGAGAGUUGGUUUAUGGAUAAAAAUGACAAGGAGCUGCUGAAGCUUGUCCCUUUCCUGGAGAAGCUUGUAGAACUGAAUGAGGAUGUGCGGCCUCACAUCAGAGACAGAUUUCGCUUGCACGACUGUUUACCACCAGAUUAGAAGGGACAGCCGUCACCUGCAGGACCCCCUGACUAAUGGGGACAGCUUUCAAAUGCCUGCAGGGAGCAAAGCUGCACAACCACAGGACUGAAGCAUACAUGUACACAAGCAUUUGCCAUAACUGCUAAAGGCAUUUCUUUACUUCGCUGUCUGAAAAAAAAUAUAUAUAUGGAAAAAAAGGAACGGUUUCACCGCAACAUGUUGUGUCUGGUGUGGUGGCACAUCAUUAGGCAGCUUGGCCUCCUCCCGAGAGAAACUCUGCUGCCUAUGAGCUGCAGGUGACUUACUGUCUGAGUAGCCUGUCCGUGUCGGCAGUAACGGCUAGUGAGAGUUUUUCUCAAGUUUCGGAUUUAAACCUCCUACACGUUGAUCCUUAUUGGUGUAGAGUAUACAUUAUCCAUUCCUUGUAUUUCAGUCGCUUCAAUCUGUUCUAGUAGCCAAAUUUUACUUUUAUUUUGUAUGAUAUAUUUGGCUGGUCCUUUCUACUGCUUGCAUACUGUGUUUUCUGUUUUAGUUUUACUUUUUUUUUUUUUUUUUUUUAGAAUUCUUAAAGUUCAAUCCAUGUAAACUCCAUUUAGAAAUACACAUAUAUCUUUUAUAUCUUAUCGGUAAUAAUCCACUCUAGUAAUUUUCUUUUUCUUUUUUUUCCCUUCAAAAGACAUAAAGCUAUUACAAGGCAGUAAUGAGCAUGGGAAUAUGGAGGCAUGUAUAUAAAGUGUGGUUCCUGCGUGUAGUACUGUACAGAGGGGUGGAAUAUAUAUGUCAAUUAUGAUUUCAUUCUUCCCUUUCUGCCUUUCAGUACAUGCAAAACCACACACACGAACAUAUAUAUAUAUUUACGUGCGCACAUGUACACAAACAGCCUCCCUUUCCCUUACCUAUCCAUCCACAGCUCUGGUACUGAUGCAGCUAAUUUGAAUGGUGGGUAUUUUUGUAUGAGGUGCUCUUCUGUUCCUGCAGGGAGGGAGAUAGUGCAGGAGGAGUGCGUGCAGGGUCGCUUGCUCAUUCUGGUGAGUGUACUAUGUAAAUGUUUCAGCAGUGCACUCACUGCAUUUAAACAGAGGAGAUGGCACUUUUUUUUUUUUUGUCCCCCCUUUUCUAAAGAGGUUUGUAUUUUGUAAGCUUGUUCAGAGAGUACAGUAUUGGAAAUUAAAGCUCUACAGAGGAGGCUGUUCAUCCUUUUGUUUCUAUGUAUAUUACCUGUUUAACUGUAUGCCAUUUAUUGUAUAAAUUUACACACGGAUUCAUUUUCAAGUCACUCCUUAAAGUAAGGAGUGUUUUUUUUAGUAAGUUUUUAGGAAAACAUUUAAUUUUUGUAUUUUUUGAUUUUAAAGAAAAAGCAUGAGUUCUGUCAUAUUUUCAGUGUAUUAAUGAAGAUUUUAACCUUUUCUCCGGGUGGCUGUUUUGUUUCUCUCCAUACUAUCUGUGUGUGUUCUUGGUGCAAUGUUAUUCAAACCGUUGGCACAGCUGGCUUCCGACCAACAAGCGAGCAUUCUGUUCUGUGAGAAGGUUCCUUUUGCCAGUGUGGACAAUGUAAAGGAUUUAGUGCCGCACAACCUAUUCCGUUCAUUUAUUUUAUUGAGCGACCCAAUAAAAUAAAUGUACGACAGCUGUGUGCUUUAUGGGUGGAGUUCAGGUGGGACUCUUCAUUAUCGCACACAUAUUGGUGACUGCUGACAGUGGAAAUGGUGCUGUAUUUAUGUUUUGUGAAAGGCAAUGGUAUGAUUGAGGACAGAUUUUACAUUUUUGUUUUCAGUUUAUUCUUAAUGCACACUUUUGUAAAUGAACACAAGGUAAUACACAACAGUUGUGCUUGGCCACCGUCAAACUGUUUGGUUUAUGGAAAUAAAGUGUAUAAAAUGUG
Molecule: messenger RNA, 3386 nt
Organism: Pseudophryne corroboree (corroboree frog)
Lineage: Eukaryota; Metazoa; Chordata; Amphibia; Anura; Myobatrachidae
Gene: CTDSPL2
Product: CTD small phosphatase like 2
Exons: 13
Coding region: 116-1522 (468 amino acids)
Molecular function (GO): phosphoprotein phosphatase activity
Source: RefSeq, a predicted model, not a curated record